AGGACAAUCAUUUGUCGUUCAACAAAUUCUCCUGAUUCCCAGGCUUCAGAAUUUUGUACAAGAGAAAAUGAGAAAUUUAAGCUUCUUCGAGAGAGCUUCAAGAGCUUUCCGUGACCAUCCUUCCCUCUGUAAGGUGAUUGUGGUCGCCACCCUCAGCGGCGGAGGCCUUGUUGCUUAUGCUGAUGCAAAGACAUCAGCUGCUGCACCAAGUGUUGUUCAAUCUGAAGGUGAAAUCAAGAAAAAGAAGGUGGUUGUACUUGGAACUGGUUGGGCUGCAACAAGUUUCUUGAAGAACCUUAAAAAUUCCUCCUAUGAUGUUCACGUGAUAUCACCUCGUAAUUACUUUGCAUUCACUCCCUUGUUACCUAAUGUUACAACUGGUACAGUGGAGGCUCGUAGCAUUGUUGAACCCGUCCGUAACAUUGUCAGGAAGAAAAAUGUUGACGUAUCUUACUGGGAAGCCGAGUGUUUCAAAAUUGAUGCACAAAACAAAAGGGUCUAUUGCCGAUAUAAUCAAAGCGAUUUGGAUGGGAAAGAAGAAUUUCCAGUAGACUAUGACUACCUCGUGAUAGCUACGGGAGCCCGUGCUAACACUUUCAAUAUACCUGGUGUAGAGGAAAAUUGCCAUUUCUUGAAGGAAGUUGAAGAUGCUCAGAAGAUCCGCAGGGGUGUUAUUGAUUCUUUUGAGAGAGCAAGCCUACCAACUUUGAGCGAUGACGAGAGAAAGAAGAUUCUUCAUUUUGUGGUGGUUGGAGGUGGCCCUACUGGUGUGGAGUUUGCUGCCGAGCUUCAUGAUUUUGUCACUGAAGAUUUAGUUAAACUAUAUCCAAUGGUCAAAGAGUCGGUAAAGAUAACACUUCUGGAGGCAGCAGAUCAUAUUUUGAACAUGUUUGACAAGAGAAUCACAGAUUUCGCAGAGGAAAAAUUCAAAAGAGAUGGCAUUGAUGUGAAGUUAGGAGCGAUGGUUGUGAAAGUAUCUGAUAAAGAUAUAUCUACAAAGGUGAAGGGAAAUGGAGAAGUUUCUAAUAUACCAUAUGGAAUGAUAGUAUGGUCAACUGGCAUCGGAACUCGUCCUGUCAUAAUGGAUUUCAUGAAGCAAAUUGGUCAGGGCAAUAGGCGUGUUUUAGCAACUGACGAAUGGCUGCGGGUUUUGGGUCGUGAUAACAUCUACGCUCUUGGUGAUUGUGCAACGAUUAACCAGCGCAAAGUCAUGGAAGACAUCGCAGCCAUAUUUAGUAAGGCAGAUAAGGACAAUUCAGGAACUCUCACAGUAAAGGAGUUUCAAGAAGUCAUUGAUGACAUCUGUGAAAGAUAUCCUCAAGUGGCACUUUAUUUGGAGAACAAAAAGAUGCGGAAUAUUGUUGAUCUAUUAAAGAAGGCCAAAGCGGAUGUUGCAAAAGAAUCCAUUGAAUUGAACAUUGAAGAGUUUAAAAAAGCUCUUUCUGAGGUGGAUUCUCAGAUGAAGAAUCUUCCGCCUACUGCUCAGGUUGCAGCUCAGCAAGGUUCUUACCUUGCUGAUUGUUUUAAUCGUAUGGAAGUGUGUGAUGAAAACCCUGAAGGUCCUCUCAGGUUCAGGGAGUCAGGUCGGCACCGGUUUAAACCGUUUAGGUACCGGCAUUUGGGACAAUUUGCUCCGUUGGGAGGAGAACAAACGGCUGCACAACUUCCUUAUGAUUGGGUUAUAAUUGGUCACAGCUCACAGUGGCUCUGGUACUCAGCAUAUGCAAGCAAGCUAGUCAGCUGGCGCACAAGGACACUGGUGGUUUCAGACUGGAUCAGGCGUUUCAUAUUCGGGAGGGAUUCAAGUCGCAUAUGAAGCCAGAUUAAACGUCCUAGAGUUUCCGAUUGGAAAACAAACAUUACCAAUCCAUAUUUGUUCAACCAUCUACUCCAUUUUGGUCAAUUUUUUAAAGUUGAUUCUUUUUGGUAGAGUUCCUGGAGGGAAUAAUUAUUGUGGUCAUUCAACUCUUCAGUUUCUUGAGCAUCACCACAAAUUUUGGGAUUAAUGUCUUAUUUUGGUAUUCGGAGAGAAAAAUUGUCCCGGCUAUUAACAGCGUGUCGAGUCUUUGUUUGUAUGCUCAAGUGUUUUGGUUGCUUAAAUUAAAUGAUCCAUUUCUUGGAUGCACUCCCUAUCCUUAUUCCUGGUGGUUUUGCAUUUGCAACUCUAGUUCAAGAAAUGAUGCAUUGCUUGCGCGGCCGUCA
This is a messenger RNA of Tripterygium wilfordii, 2202 nucleotides long. RefSeq names its product external alternative NAD(P)H-ubiquinone oxidoreductase B2, mitochondrial-like. The record is from RefSeq and is a predicted model, not a curated record. The transcript is spliced from 10 exons. Bases 68 to 1816 code for a protein of 582 amino acids. Lineage: Eukaryota; Viridiplantae; Streptophyta; Magnoliopsida; Celastrales; Celastraceae. Gene Ontology annotation, molecular function: NADH dehydrogenase activity; calcium ion binding.